UGAUCGCAUACGUUCGAUUCAAUUCAUGUUUGAGAUAUGAAGAUCACAUGGCUUCCACUCAUAGGCUGCGUGAGAUAUGAAAUUCAUACAGUAUGUCAUUAUCAUGUGACUCAUAGGCAGGGAGAUCAAUCCAGGCAUAGCAUUCCCAGCCUUGUGACCGGGCAAAAGCAGCAACAGCCUUGUGACCUGGCAUUUCUUGGCUUGUUCCACUUUUGUGACCUGGCAGUCAGCUUUGGAUUUCAAGUGCUUUCCUCAUUUGGAGUGUUGUAGGGCCAUAGGGAGUGUUUUGAAAUCCAUGGCGGAGAUCGAGCCCAUGAGGGAUGGAAAGAUUGUGGAUGGCAAGAUUGCACUUUCCACAUCCCUAUGGGACACCAGCCUCGAAAUGCCUCCGCGUCAGGAUGCCUCCGAGGUUGAUGGAAGGGAUGCCAACACGCCGGACAAAUGGAUCAAGAGGCACCCAGAGAUGCUGCGAAACACUGGUGCACAUCCCUUCAACUCGGAACCACCCCUGAAGCGCUUGCAAGAGGCAGGUUGGAUCACACCUCCUUCUUUGCACGUGGUGAGGAACCAUGGUGCUGUGCCACAGCUUUCCUGGUCUGAGCAUCAGUUGAAAAUCACUGGGGUGCCAAAACCAGUGAACCUCAGCAUGGAGCAGAUCGCGUCUGGAGAGUGGGGCACCAUUGUGUCAAUCCCUGUGACCUUCAUUUGUGCUGGCAACCGUCGGAAAGAGCAGAACAUGACCAAGAAGACGGUUGGCUUCGACUGGGGUGCCGGAGCCGUUGGAAACUCUGUUUGGACAGGAGUGCGACUCUGUGACUUGCUGGCCGCAGUGGGCAUCACUCGCCCUUCCAAAGAGCAUCGCUUUGUUCAUUUUGAAGGUCCUUUGGGUGAGUUGCCUCAAGGCAAAACAGGCUCCUACGGAACUUCCAUUGACUUGGGCUGGGCUCUUGACAGAGAGCGAGAUGUGCUGCUGGCUUUCAAGCAAAACGGAGAGCUGCUGACACCGGACCAUGGCUUUCCCUUGCGCACGCUUUUGCCUGGCUGCAUCGGCGGUCGCAUGAUAAAGUGGCUCACCAGCAUGUGGGUUUCAGACAAACCUUCUGAAAAUCACUACCAUUACUUUGACAACCGUGUACUCCCACCCCAUGUAGACGCAGACCUUGCAUGUGCGGAAGGGUGGUGGUACAAACCCGAGUACAUCAUCAACCACAUGAACAUCAACUCCGCCAUGUUUGAGCCGCGGCACAACUCUUUCGUUAAAGAAGUGAGCUUUCCCAAGACUCUGAAGGUUUCAGGAUACGCAUACACUGGUGGGGGCCACAAGAUCAUCCGUGCAGAGAUCUCUUUGGACUCAGGGAAGUCUUGGGAGAUCACAGAGCUUUCCAGGCCAGAAGAUGAAAUUGCCGAAGCCCGUGGCACUGACAAGCAUUGGUGUUGGGCCUGGUGGGAGACUGAGGUCGACAUGAGCCGGCUUUUGGACAGUAGUUGCGAAGAGAUUUGCUGCCGUGCCUGGGAUUCCAAUCAGAACUGCCAGCCUGUGCAGCUGACAUGGACUGUGAUGGGCAUGUUGAACAAUCCCAUAUACCGCAUCAAGAUUCACCGUGAGAACAACAUGCUUUGGUUCGAACAUCCAACCCAGGGUUCCAUGCCUGGUGGUUGGAUGACUGAUCAAGCAGGCCAAUUCAACGAGAACUUUGCGGUUGAGGCCACACCGGGCAAGAGUGGAGUAGCGCCUCUACGCCCUGUGGCAGCAGUGUGGAAGGGUGCCAAGAUAGACUCAGUCAGCGCCGCCAGCCCUUCCAGUCAAGAUGCCUUCAAAACUACCAAGGCAGGCAAGCUGGUGCAGUCCACCGAUGAGUGGCUUUCUGGCAUUAGCAUGGAGGAGGUCAAGAAACACGACAACGAAACGUCCUGCUGGUUUGUGGUGAAGGGCAACGUGUAUGACGGCACGCCGUACUUGCAAGAUCAUCCCGGCGGCGCUUCAUCCAUCCUUCUCGCUGGCGGUUUGGAGGCCACCGAGGAUUUUGAGGCAGUUCACUCAACACGUGCUUGGGAGAUGCUGAAGGACUACUACAUCGGACCUUUGAAGUCGCAAAAAGCUCAAACCUUGGCAAGGCCUGGCCAAGAUUUGGUCAAACUUCUCUCAAUAUUUGCUUCACUCGGCCUGUGUUUGGUCUUUUGGGUCAGAUUUGGAAGGUCUUCCUCGAGAGAGCCAGCAACUUCAGCUUUUAGAGACAAUUGUGGUCAACCAUGACACGCGUAUCUUCCGCUUCAAGCUUCCGUCUCCUUCAAUGACUUUAGGGCUUCCUACUGGCAUGCAUAUGACGCUGAAAGCCAAAAAGUCGUGGUAAGCCUGUGAUGCGUGCUUACACACCAAUGACAGAUGACAGCACUCUUGGUCAUGUGGACUCAUGUGGACCUGCUUGUGAAAGUGUACUUCAGAGGUGUGAACCCAAGCUUUCCAGAGGGUGGCAAGAUGUACUAGCAUUUGGAAAGCAUGAAGAUUGGGAACGCUAUUGAUGUCAAGGGACCCAUCGGUGAGUUUGUCUACCAAGGAAGAGGCCACUGCAUCAUGAAUGGCAAGCCACGGUUUGUGACAGACAUCUCUAUCAUUGCACGUGGUACUGGAAUCACACCAUGCUACCAAGUUCUGGCAGCAAUUCUCCGAAGUGCGCCUCCUCUUUGCCAACCGGACACCUGAUGACAUUCUUGCCCGAGACAUCCUUGAAGGAUUGGCUGCAGAGCAUCCGGAUCGCUUCAUGCUGAGCCUGGCUGAGCCUUACUGUUGACAAAGCUCCGUCUGAGGACGAAAAGAACGUGAGCCCAUCAGCAGCUAAGAAUUUCGUGCCUGAGUGGAAGGGGCACGUGGGCUUCGUGAAUACGGCGAUGGCAAAAGUGUCCCUCUUUCCUGCCAGCGAGACGGGCAUCUGCUUGAUGUGUGGGCCGCCUGUGAUGCUGGAGAAGGCCUGUGUGCCUGCCUUGCAUGCCAUGAAAUAUGACGAUGCCCAGAUGUUUUCCUUCUGAGGCUCCAAAUUAGAGUUGACAGAGGUGGUGUGGUCAGAAAGCUUUCGUGCUGCCCUGCCUUCAGUACAGCUGCAAAGAGGAGAGAAGCUCUUUGUAGAGUGUGUGCCCUUGCAUGGAGUGCAGGGCCAUCAAGGUCAUCGUGUCCACCGCAGCGUUUCCUUAUAUAGGAAGACGGAAGACGUGAAAAAGGGAGCUUUGUUUCGAGACUGCAACAUGCCUCAGAGUUGCGGCAGGUGGCCGUUGUUCUGUUUUCACCCUUUUCCGUGAGACGUCUCAGCUUGAACUCAGCUUGCCAAACGUGUGACCCCGUCGGGUUUUCUGCCGUGCCCGGUGCCACCGACCGGCCCAGGCGGCGAGCGGUGGAACACGACGUGUAUAAAACCUGGCCGCUGCUGAAGCCACACAGGCGGACGCACCAGACCGACCCAGGAGGGCGCCGCCUUGCGCGCGCCGAAGCGCCGCCUUGCGCCUUGCCUUCCAGUGGAGCCAACGGUGUUGUCAACCACAGCUGAGAUGGCUAGAUCUGCGUGGGAACGACUUGGCGCCAAACACCCGAAGUGCCUUGAGCCGCCUCAAGUUCAAGUGCCUGGAGACCAUCUACAUGGACAAUUGGACGAUCUCCUACGCUACGCCUUUGAGUUGCUGAUUGGCUACGCUACCCUACGCCUUUGAGGUUCUUGAGGAAAAUCCAAAG
Molecule: messenger RNA, 3718 nt
Organism: Durusdinium trenchii
Lineage: Eukaryota; Dinophyceae; Suessiales; Symbiodiniaceae
Source: the annotation of a GenBank genome assembly